Messenger RNA from Fimicolochytrium jonesii, 790 nucleotides. RefSeq lists its product as uncharacterized. The transcript has 2 exons. The annotation marks the transcript as partial. The record is from RefSeq and is a predicted model, not a curated record. Lineage: Eukaryota; Fungi; Chytridiomycota; Chytridiomycetes; Spizellomycetales; Powellomycetaceae.
AUGUCAUCACACCAGGCGCUCCAGGGGCACCUGUGGUGUGGCAUCUUCACCGGAGUAACCACACCACAGCGGGAGAGGAGGAAGGUUGCUCCAGUUACCCCGCGGUUGCCCAUACGUCUGCCACCCGCCGUACAGACGCCAUUGCAGCCCCCGCGCCCUCGAUUCGAGUUCCCACCAUCUGUCCAGCGCCACUUGCCCCAAGCAAUCGCAGACAUGGUUAGCGAGAGUUCUGGCGAUGAAGACGGGCAACAGCAACAGCAGCGAGGGCUCUCACCCGCGGACAGGGGUCUGCAGCGUCCGUUGAACGUCCCCGCACCCAUCCCUUUCCCUUUUCCCAGCACACCGGGCGGAUCCCUGGUGCUUGAACCCCCGCCUCCCCCCCCGCCUCCACCCCCACCUCCACCCCCUGCUCAACGACCCCGCCUGCAGACGCGUGCCAGCACAAAGGUUUCCCUUUACCGAAUCCAAAAUCACAAUCAAGUGCAAAGGGAGUGCCUAACAACCUUCAUCGCCGAUGUUCACGUCCUUGCGCGCCACACCACCUUCUUUCUAAAGUACUACCUUGCUGAUCAUCCUCUACACGAUUUCCCGGACAUCACCGACAAGCACAUCAGCGUGAUAUUUGAGCUACUAAACAAUCCGGGCUACAACGGCAAUCCGGUCAUCGCGCAAGAGUUGCGGCCACGGGUUCAAGAGUACUGUAAUGUUCACGGAUUCGCCCCCAUCCGCAUGCGAAAUAGCCAACAGACGGCAGCUUACACAGCUACAAGCAUCUUCACCAACCUCAAAG